Messenger RNA from Monopterus albus (swamp eel), 2259 nucleotides. RefSeq names its product deoxyribonuclease-1-like. Gene Ontology annotation, molecular function: DNA binding; deoxyribonuclease I activity. Gene Ontology annotation, cellular component: nucleus. The record is from RefSeq and is a predicted model, not a curated record. The transcript is spliced from 11 exons. NCBI's taxonomy places the organism in Eukaryota, Metazoa, Chordata, Actinopteri, Synbranchiformes, Synbranchidae. Gene Ontology annotation, biological process: DNA catabolic process. The coding region runs from base 231 to 1181 and encodes 316 amino acids.
AGGUGACACCAGCAGGUGAAGAGUGUCCACCCUGCAGUAGCAGGAGAACAGACAGCAGAGCUUCAGCUGUAGAACCGUUUCGACGCUCCACUCACCUGAACUGAACUUGGUGUCCAAAGUGGGACAAGUCGACCAUCCAGCUCUGAGGGACCGACAGAGAUUGGUGCCAAAGUAGCUGUCUUCCUGGAGACACCGGACAGCACUCCUAUCACCGAACCAUAAGUCCAGCCAUGAGGUGGCGCUGUCCUUCUCUUCCUCUCUUCCUCCUCUUCUCUUCCCUCACGCUCUUUGUGGGGACAGCAACAGUUUCAGGAUUCAGGAUCUGCUCCUACAAUGUGCAGCGUUUCGGCCCCAACAAAAUGGCAAACCACAGAAUCAGAUACACUCUGACACGGGUCGUCUCUCGCUGUGACAUCUGUCUCCUGCAGAACGUGGUGGAUCCCACCGGCGAGGCCAUCAAUAGUCUGCUGUCAUCCCUCAACAGGAGAUUUAUCAGGCGUGACAAGUACCGCUACCAGUCUGUGUCCAGUGGGAGUCUAGGAAACUCUUCUGCUGACAUGCAGCAGUAUGUUUUCCUCUACAGGGCCCAGUCAGUGGCUGUGACGGGUCGGUACCAGUACGAGAACAACCAGUCUUUCGUGAGACCGCCGUUUGUCGUUCAGUUCCACAGCAAUAAAACUGAAAUCAAGGAUUUCAUUUUAGUGCCUCUGCACAGUGACCCUGAUCGGGCCGUCCAGGAAAUCGACCAACUUUACGAAGUCUUUCAGGCAGUCAUCAAGAAAUGGAACAACAAGAAUGUGAUGUUCCUGGGAGAUUUCCACGCCGCCUGUGCCUACGUGACCCGAUCUGACAAGAUAAACAUCAGACUGUUCACCAACACCAAUUUCACGUGGUUGAUCGGAGACAAAGUGGACACCACCGUCAUGGGCAAGGUCAGCUGUGCUUAUGACAGGAUUGUGGUGUACGGGCAGCCCUUCCUGGAGGCGAUCAUCCCAUUUUCAGCACAGGUCUUCAACUUAGCCAAAGAGUUCAAAAUCCCCAAUACCAAGGUGCUGGAGGUGAGUGACCACUUCCCUGUGGAGGUGACACUAAAGAGCUCCGCCCUUCUGCCUCAGAUCACGCCCCUUCUGAUCCUGCUCAGUGUGUCUGCGCUCAUGCAGUCCUUCAUGUCUGCUCUGUGAUCGUCUGAUUGAGUCUGUUCACCUGCAUGUCCAGUCUCUGAUCACUAGGGGGGGCUAAUUAUCAGUUCACCUGCCUUAGUGGUGAACUUCUGUGUUUGUCUUUUUUCUUUUCUUAGAAUGAAUUGACACAUGUGCUUUAAGGGAUUUAUAUGUUCCUGCUGUUUUUUCUCUCAGGAAUCAAAAGUACUAAAAUGCAGUGAAACGGUGAACAAAUCAGCCAGUGCUGCAAACACUUAAAACACUGUGAUGUGCUUUACCACUACUUUUCAGGCUUUUUUUAUUUUUUCUACUGUGAAACCUGGCUCAGACAAAGUGAAGGAGUUGAUGAUAACAGUGACACUAUCACACAGUCAUAAUCACAGCACAUAGACUUUUAAAUCAGCCAAUUUUGUGCCUCAGACUCCCAGAAAACCACUGGUACUCUGCUUUAAGUCCCAAUAUUUAACAUUUAUAACCAGAAUAUUGUACAAACAUUUAAGAAAUGGUUUAUAACAGGCACCAGUUUACAAGUGUAAGGUUAUUUAAGUGUUAAUGUACAGUAUUUGUCAGCAAUUAUGUUUCUUCUGAAGACAUAUUUGAUGUUAUAUUGUCUUUCAUUGCCUGUUUAUACAGCAGCCUCCACAUCUAGAUGUUAGUGUGGCCAAACACGUUAAUCUGCUAUAAACCAUUGAUUACAUGAUUUACUGCUGACAUGCCAACCUAAAGGGACUUGAAAUGAACUGUUACCACUGCAGUGUAUUACAGCUUGGGAUUUAUUUUUCUAGUUUUCUCUUCGUAAAGAUUUUACACAACAUGAAUGGAUUGUUCCUUUAACACUUUUUAGCAGGUGAAUAAGAAACCUGUUGUUGAUUUUUAGAGAAAUGUUUUCCAUCAUUUGUGUGUUGCCACCUUAAGCCUGUUCCACUCUGUACAGAAACUGAUAUAAAUAGCUGGAAUGUGUUUAAGGUGUUUUUUAAAAGAUUCAGUAAAGUCUUUUUUUUUAAUAUUUAUGAUAUUGUCAUUGCAUGCUACCUGUUGACUGCUCUAAAGCCAGGCCAUAUUACAUAGACACACAUUUUUAUAAAAUGUUUCUGGAAGA